Molecule: messenger RNA, 597 nt
Organism: Drosophila novamexicana
Lineage: Eukaryota; Metazoa; Arthropoda; Insecta; Diptera; Drosophilidae
Gene: crim
Exons: 2
Coding region: 78-578 (166 amino acids)
Biological process (GO): sleep; regulation of synaptic transmission, cholinergic; positive regulation of voltage-gated potassium channel activity
Source: RefSeq, a predicted model, not a curated record
UUUUGUUUAUUUUUGUACAAUUCUGUGUUAAAUAUUAUAAUUAAACGAAACAAUUAAUUUAAAGUUAUCAACAAACAAUGCACGCACAUGUCCCACUUACUGUGCUGCUGCUAACGGCACUAUUAAUUCACGAUGGUGCUGCAAUUUGGUGUUAUCGCUGCACUUCCGCCACGCCCGGCUGCGCCGACAACUUCAACUGGCGCGGCAUCGGCUUCCUGGGCGAACAGUGUCCCGAGAGCAACGACAUUUGCGUGAAAGUGACCGAGCGACGCGGCGCCAAGGAGACCAUAACCCGCGACUGUCUCAGUGCGCUCAGCUUUCGCACAGACAUUCCCGCUGACAAGUACGAAGGCUGUCGGCCGGCAGCAAAGGAUUUGCGCCUGGCCCACUACGUCAAUCACACGAUCAAGGAGCACGACGUGAAGCGCGACUACUUCACUGACACAACCUUCUGUUUCUGCUUCCUCGACCAUCGCUGUAAUGGAGCCAGCGGUCUGCAUAUGCCAGCACUGGCCGGAGCAGCUGCCCUCCUCCUGCCGCUGAUGCUGCUGCUGCUCCGCACACUUCAGUCCCACUGAAGAGCACUUAAUCCUAGUA